AGUUCAGCACCACACCCACCGGUGGUGGUUACUGCUGCUGCUCCUCGCUGUCCAUUGUUGCCGGAGCCGAGCAACAUUGUUGGUCCGCAACGACAAUGAUCAAGCUGAGGUGCUCCAAGAAGCUGUUCAGGAGGAGCUCCUCCAAGAGCAGCACGGCCAGCAGCAGCAGCGACGGCGGGGAUGUCGGCGGCAGCCGCGGAGAGAUCGAGUGGGAGGUGAGGCCCGGAGGGAUGCUGGUGCAGAAGAGGGACGGGAGGGGGGACGUGGAGGUGAUCACCGUCAGGGUGGCCACAGGGUUCUCUUGGCACGACGUCUCCAUCGGGGCUACCUGCACUUUUGGGGAGCUGAAGGUGGUGCUGUCCAUGGCGACAGGGCUGGAGCCUCGGGAGCAGAGGCUGCUGUUCAGGGGCAAGGAAAGGGAGGACGCCGACCAUCUCCACAUGAUCGGGGUGAGGGACAAGGACAAGGUGCUGCUGCUCGAGGACCCUGCCCUCAAGGACAUGAAGCUCCGGGCCGCAAGGGCGGCCCAAGCCAUGCAGAGCCCGUACCGGCCUUUCAUCAAGGUGUAGGCUGGCCCGGUCCAACACUGUGCUAACCUUUUGAUAUCGACCGUGUACCAUUUGGAGGCAUGCUCAAAGAGAGCAUGCCUAGUGGGGGCAUACGCCUUUCCUCUCAGAUUCUGGGUUUCAGUAGACUUGAUCAGUAUUCUAAGAAGCUACAAACUUUGAUAAGUUUUGGGUUAGGUCUGCCUUUGAUCAGCAGUCUAUCAGGGCUUCUGACUGAGACAAGCUGAUGAGUCUCCGGAGCAGUGCAGGGGAGGGUUAUGUUGGAAACUUGAUCAUGCAUGUAGCAGUGUACUCUACUCCAAAUCCCACUACUAAUUGCUAAGUAACACUUCAUGGAGAGCCAAAGUACCCUUUCAUGUGAGAGUCAAGAGUAACCCUGGCAGCAAUAUUUUAGAUGGGUAAGUACAUGGGUGUGCUUGUGUCAGUGACUCAGUGUAGCUAGUUGCACUUGUACGUGCCGAGAGUUUUAAGAUUGUGUCUGCGACUUGAACGGUGGAGCUUGGACAUUGUUGUUUCAGAGCAUUAUAUUAACUUGUUGUU
Panicum hallii is the source of this 1106-nucleotide messenger RNA. RefSeq names its product BAG family molecular chaperone regulator 3-like. The transcript is spliced from 2 exons. The record is from RefSeq and is a predicted model, not a curated record. The coding region runs from base 96 to 569 and encodes 157 amino acids. Gene Ontology annotation, molecular function: protein binding. Lineage: Eukaryota; Viridiplantae; Streptophyta; Magnoliopsida; Poales; Poaceae.